UUGCCAUCCUUUUUCUCAUUGUUCUCGUUAAUUGUCCCAACGGCUCCAAUCCAAACACAGAUCAUAACCGAUGGAUAAGCGGAAAGCAGCUGUCCUCAAUGCCAAGCAGCAGGCUGCCACUAGAAAGAAAAAGAUAGCCAAACCUCAACCGCUUAUAAAGCCCGAAGAGUUGGCGAAGAAGUCUUCAACCUCUACUCCAAAUUCACCAAAACCAUCAGCACCUCUUAACCCACUUCAAACACAUUUAAACCAUGUAAAUACACACCCACCUCAUCACACUGCACCCGAAAAACGAUCAGAACCAUUGGAUGACAGUGACUAUUCCGACACUGACUCUAUGAUAUCAAACGAAGAGGAGGACUUGGAGGACUAUCGAAAGGGCGGAUAUCAUCCAGUAUCUAUCGGCGACAAAUUCAGUAACGGUAGAUAUGUUAUCAUUCGAAAACUUGGAUGGGGCCAUUUCUCGACCGUAUGGCUCGCUCGUGACCUACAGAAAGACCGCCAUGUUGCUUUGAAAAUAGUAAAAUCCGCAGCCCACUACACUGAAACGGCCGUCGACGAGAUCAAACUACUGGAACGUGUAUCAACAGCCAACACAGAAGCGGUGGGCCGAAACUAUGUUGCUCAGUUAUUGGAUCACUUUACGCAUCGUGGUCCAAAUGGUACCCAUAUUUGUAUGGCAUUUGAAGUAUUAGGCGAAAAUCUUCUUUCGGUCAUCAAACGGUAUAAACAUCGAGGUAUACCAACCAAUAUUGUCAAACAAAUCACCAAACAAGUUUUGCUCGGUCUGGAAUAUUUACAUACCGAGUGCAAUAUCAUUCAUACCGAUUUAAAGCCUGAGAAUGUUUUGGUCUGUAUACCAGAUGUUGAACGGUUUUUACGACGAGAGCAGUCCAUGGCAGAUAUUCACAAAUGCAACGAUUCUUCCAAAAGGGCGACUUUGGCCUCCCAACCUUUAUCUGGUACGACCACUCGAUCCGGUAGUAAUACGCCAUCUCCCGCUUCGACUUCCACUUUGAAUGUUGUGGAGCAAGGCAUCAAACAGACUGAGGCAACACCACCACCUCCUAGCGCCACUGUCAACAAAGGUAGCCUCACAAAGAACCAAAAAAAGAAACUCAAACAAAAGCUGAAGAAACAAGCCAACAAGAUGACCUCUACCGUGAUAGCAAGAGAUCGAGAUGAAGAGGACGAAGGAUCAAAUACUGAAAAGUCCUUUGUCUCUGACGCAGAUUCUCAAUCUGCGGAUCCCUCGGCUGAUCGUCGUGUCUCCAUGGACACAAGAAUUCGGAUAAGUCAAGUCGGAGAUAUGCUGGACAUGUUAGAGUUAACGGAUGCUGAGCAACAGCAACAGCCUUCUGAAACCGUAGCUACGUCUGUACUGGAUAUCACCGCCGUUCCACCAGAAACCCCCAAGUUCGCACCCGAAAAUGGGGAUACGUUUUUUGAUAGCCAGUGUGCAUCCAGUGAACAUGCCUUUGAUGAAAUAGUGGUCAAAAUUGCUGAUUUGGGUAAUGCGUGCUGGGUCGACCACCAUUUCACGGAUGAUAUUCAAACCCGCCAAUAUCGUAGCCCUGAAGUCAUAGUUGGCGCGAAGUGGGGUAUCAGUGCUGAUGUCUGGAGUCUUGCGUGUAUGACAUUUGAACUUUUGACCGGUGAUUAUCUCUUUGACCCUCAAUCUGGAAGCAGAUAUAGCAAAGAUGAUGACCAUAUGGCGCAAAUCGUUGAACUCGUUGGUUCGGUUCCAAAACAAUUGUCAUCCUCUGGUAAAUACUCAAAUGAAAUUUUCAAUCGCAAGGGGGAAUUGCGACAUAUACAUAAGCUUCGGCAUUGGCGAUUAAGCGAUGUGCUUCAUGAUAAGUAUCACCUAUCACGACACGGCGCAGACUUCCUCAGUAGCUUCCUUACGCCUAUGCUGGAUCUGAAUUCCGAAAAGAGAGUGGCUGCUGGAGUUAUGGUUGGCCAUCCUUGGCUUGCCGAGGUUAAGCUCCAGCAUGACAAGAGUGACGGACUUGAAGAAACCUUAGCUAUGAUGGAAGCACCACGGCCAUGGGAGGUCUGGGAGAAGAGACUUGAGCAAAAGCGAGAGGAAGAACGACAAACCGCUCUGGCUAAAGAAUACGAACGGGAAGAAGCAAACAAGGCUCGGCGAGCUGAUAUGAUUGCUGCUGCUCAGGAGAAGCAUCGCCAGGCGCAAGCUAGUUCCAAAGGAAGUGAUUAAUGAAAAGUUAAUUCCCCAAAAAAAUUUCUAUAAACCAUAAAAAUUACAGUAGAACCUCAGAAAAACCACACAAAUCUCCAACCCAUGUGUACGCACAAGAUCAUAGUACUAUUUUUCUUCAUUUAUUUCACCUUUUGCAUCCUCUAUAG
Molecule: messenger RNA, 2370 nt
Organism: Umbelopsis ramanniana AG
Lineage: Eukaryota; Fungi; Mucoromycota; Umbelopsidomycetes; Umbelopsidales; Umbelopsidaceae
Exons: 7
Coding region: 71-2221 (716 amino acids)
Biological process (GO): protein phosphorylation; spliceosomal complex assembly; regulation of mRNA processing
Molecular function (GO): protein kinase activity; ATP binding
Source: RefSeq, a predicted model, not a curated record